AUGACGGCGGCGGUGGGGCAGAGCGGUAACGCGACGGCGGUGGCGGUGAACGUCGGGGUGAUUCUGGACCUGAACAGGAGGACGGAUGUGGCGCAGGUGGGGCUGAGCUGCGUGGAAAUGGCGGUUUCGGAGUUCUACGACGCGCACCCGAACUACACCACCCGCAUCGUCAUCGCCACCAGGGAUUCCGGCGGAGACGUUGUUCAAGCUGCUGCUUCGGCUCUGGAUUUGAUAAACAACGUGCAAGUCCAAGCCAUCCUCGGCCCAGAAACAUCGAUGCAGGCCAACUUCCUCAUCCCGCUCGGAGAAAAAGCCCAAAUCCCAGUAAUCUCAUUCUCCGCAUCCAGCCCAACCCUCGCCUCCAUCCGCAGCCCAUACUUCUUCCGCGCCACGCAGAAGGACUCCACCCAAGUCAACGCCAUCGCCGCCAUAGUCAAAGCCUUUAGCUGGCGGCAGGUCGUCCCCAUCUACGUCGACAAUGCCUACGGCGAGGGGAUCGUCCCUUCCCUCGUCGACUCCCUCGACGCCGUCGACGCUCGCGUCCCUUACCGCAGCGCCAUCUCCGCCUCCGCCACCGACGACCAGAUCGGGCAGGAGCUCUACAAGCUCAUGACCAUGCAGACCCGCGUCUUCGUGGUCCACAUGGCUCCCAAUCUCGGCGCCAGGUUAUUCGCCAAGGCCAAAGAAGUCGAAAUGAUGUCACCAGGUUACGUGUGGAUAGUAACCGACGGGAUCACCGGAUUCUUGAAUUCCAUCGACAGUUCGGUUCUCGAGUCCAUGCAGGGCGUUUUGGGAGUCAAGCCCCACGUGCCGAGGACCAAAGAAGUCCUCGAGUUCAGGUCUCGCUGGAAGCGGAAAUUCCAGCGAGACCACCCGGAGAUCCUCGACGCGGAUCUCAACAGCUACGGGCUGUGGGCGUACGACGCCACCGUGGCGCUAGCCACGGCCAUCGAGAAGGCGGGACAAGCCACAAACUUCACCUUUUUAAACAACAGCAGCAGCAGUAACGCUGACCUGGACAGGAUCCGGGCGUCGAGCAGCGGCCCGAACCUCGCUCUCGAGCUGUCGAGAGCGAAGUUCGCGGGCCUCUCGGGCGAGUUCGCGAUGGAGCCCGACGGGCAGCUGAAGGGCUCGGCCUACGAGGUGGUGAACGUGAACGGGAACGGAGGGAGAGUCGUCGGGUACUGGACACGUGGCGGAGGUUUGGCCAGAGAGUUGGCGAACGAGUCAACGGCGGGGAGAAGCGCGUCGAGGGAGAGCCUGAUGAGGACGGUGAUAUGGCCGGGGGAUGCGGCGGCGGUGCCGAAAGGGUUUCAGAUGCCGACGAGCGGGAAGAAGCUGAGGAUCGGAGUCCCGGUAAAGGACGGAUUCAGCGAGUUUGUUUCUGUUACUACCGAUCCCGAAACCAAUAAGACGAGCGUGACGGGAUACUGCAUUGAUAUCUUCGAAGCCGUCGUCCAAACGCUGCCGUAUGCGCUUCCCUUUGAGUACGUGCCUUUUGCCAACGCCACUGGGGAUAGCGCCGGGACUUACAACGACCUUGUUUAUCAGGUCUUUCUAGGGAACUUCGACGCGGUGGUCGGAGACACCACCGUCAUCGCCAACAGGUCGAACUACGUCGACUUCACGCUUCCGUACACGGAGUCCGGGGUGUCGAUGGUGGUGCCGGUGAGGCCGGACGGGAGCAAGAACGCGUGGCUGUUCCUGAAGCCGCUGACGUGGGAUCUCUGGAUGACGACGUUCCUGUUCUUCCUGUUCAUCGGGUUCGUGGUGUGGGUACUGGAGCACAGGAUCAGUAAGGAUUUCAGAGGGCCGCCUUCGCAUCAGGCCGGGACCAGCCUCUGGUUCUCCUUCUCAACCAUGGUCUUCGCCCACAGAGAGAACGUGGUGAGCAACCUGGCGAGGACGGUGGUGAUAAUCUGGUGCUUCGUCGUGCUGAUCCUGACGCAGAGUUACACGGCCAGCUUCACCAGCCUGCUGACGGUGCAGCGGCUGCAGCCGACGGUGACGGACAUCAACGAGCUGCUGAGGAAAGGCGAGUUCGUUGGGUACCAGGACGGCUCGUUUGUGGUCGGACUGCUGAAACGGAUAGGGUUUCGCGACGACAGGCUGGUGCCGUACGACAACUCCGACCACUGCGACACUCUUUUCGGGCAAGGGAGGAUCGCUGCUGCGUUCGAUGAGAUUCCUUACAUCAAGCUGUUCUUGGCGAAGCACUGCUCCAAGUACAUGAUGACUGAUCCUUCGUACAAAACCGACGGCUUUGGAUUUGUCUUCCCCAAAGGCUCCGUACUCGUACCGGACAUUUCCAGAGCUGUCCUGAACGUGACAGAGGGAGACAAGAUGACCAAAAUCGAAGAAGCGUGGUUCGGCAAGAACAGCAGGUGCCCUGAAUCCAGCACCUCUGUUUCUCCAGGCGGACAGCUCGGGCUCAACAGCUUCUGGAGCCUGUUUCUCAUAGCUGGUGUCGCCGCAGUUUCGGCACUCAUAAUUUUCGCAGCCACGUUCGUCUACCAGCACAGGCAGAUUCUGUUGCAGCAACAAGAAGGCGAAGAUAAUUCGCAAUCGAAACCUUCGUUUUGGAGGAGGAUUAUGAGACUGUUGAGGACGUUCGACAAGAAGGACCUCAAGUGUCACACUUUCAGGGACGACAACAGGGUUGGCAAUAACGAGGUUAAUUUGGUGAGUCUGAAUGUGAUGAGCCCUUCUGCUUAUUCGGUUCAGACGGAGUUUCCUGUGGAUUCGUCGACGGCGGCGGCGGCUACUCCUCCGCCGAUAGAUUCCUCGACGGAGUUGCACUACAACGACAAUGUUGAAGCGCAGGGAGUAGAGAUAAGCAUUGAUUUGCAUCAAAAUUUCAGUGGAGCAGGACAGAUUGAUGAUGGUUAUGAUAAUGAUGAAAUUACGAGACAUUGA
Molecule: messenger RNA, 2916 nt
Organism: Linum tenue
Lineage: Eukaryota; Viridiplantae; Streptophyta; Magnoliopsida; Malpighiales; Linaceae
Source: the annotation of a GenBank genome assembly